AUGGAAUCAUUCUCUGCAGCACUGGAAACUGCAAUCAUUAAACUCAAUACCACCACUUCUGCCUCGGAACGCAAACAAUGUGAAGAUGUGGUCCUUGGAUUUCGUAACGCCACUCAUCCCUAUGAAUUAUGCAAAUAUAUACUCAGUACAUCGCGCGACUCCCAAAUGCUGUACGAGGUGGGGAAGUGUCUCUCAAACGCCGUUAUUCGGGAAUGGAGCACCGUUUUAUGUCCAAACGGUGGCCAGUUAAGUGCUGGCAACAUGAUUGAGUCCAUGCCUUAUCGGCUACUAUGCUACCUACUUCAUUGGGUAGCAUCGUGCGGAAAUGAAGUCGAAUCAUUUGCACGGCAGAGCAUUCUGAGUUCUGUGGCGUCCAUAGUAAAGCGCGCCGCAGCGGCUGAAGCACAGUGCAGUCUCAGUCAGAGCCCACCGCACAUGCGUCACGCAGUACCCUCUCUCAUUUCACCGUCUUUCGGAAAUCCUGGUCCCCCCAGUCCUCUCGUCACUUUUUUUCUCCAAGAACUCAGUAGUCUCCUCUCUCCGAUACCCGUCUCCUCAUCAUAUCAGGCAGAGUUUCCUCGUCUCUCCUUUGGCCUGGCAAUUCUUUCCGCCUUUCUGGACGAAAUGAGCAAUGCAGAUCAAGAUGCUGCCAGUCUGAAUCUCCCACUGGAGGCCCAUAUUUAUAUGCAGGCUAGAUUUCAGGACUUUGAGCUACUUCAAAUCUUUCAAUUUCUCCUCCGCUUAGUGGAGAGCCUUCUCUGUGCCCGUGAUUGGCCGACAGGGAACGUAGAAAAUGAUGAAAUGACCUACCGUUUGGUGCAUUGUCUUGAAGUUAUCACAUCGUGGAACUUUCUUCCCGAACACAUUGUCGACUUCACUUGCCUGCGACCGAUGGAGAAAAAGAAUUUGGAUUUUCGUCCAAGUGAAAGUUGGGCUUGUGUUGUCGGUGUCAAUGCGAUCUCUGCUACCCUCUCCCUCUUCUUGAAGCUGCAUUUUCGUCUCCGGUCAAUCUCUACCUACUGCAGCCGUAUUUUGUCUUCCAUCGUGGCACUCGCGUCCCUCAAUGGCCCUCUAGUUGUCAACACACACAGUAUCGGCAGCACUUCUCCCUCCACUCCCUGUUCACUAACCGAGCACGCCUCCAUCUGUAUGAGCGGUCUAGCCCGUGCCCUCGUUUCUCCCCACCACAAUCCCCUAGCAGGUGUGAGUGCCCUUCUCCUCCCUUCCUCCACCGAGUUGGUCACCUUCACGCAGAUCCAAAUUAAUAGUGACGUUAGUGAUCUUUCUUCUCUCUACCCACGUACCGCUGAAAUUGAGGCUACUUUUGUGCCACUUGCUCACUCUACCCCCGACGGCACAACAGGUGGUUUUUUGUCUUAUGAGCUGCCUCUGUUGGCUGAGCUGAGCGUGAAUUUGUUGCGGCGCCUCGUGGAGGUGUGCGGCGUAGUGGAGGGUUUUGCUAUGGGCAAUGGAUGGCCGGCGUCGGACGCCCCAGGAAGCCAAGGGGCGGUGCUAGCUCAUCUCGUCUUUUACCUCAAUGCCGUCAAUGCCUUCUUAGGAUUGGUUAAAACCAUUCUUUUUGAGUGUCUUCUUCUCGAAGCAGGUGUGGUGGUGGGGGUUGAGAGGUUGGCAGCGGACUUCAGCGACACGAUGCGCGCUGCCCAUGAGGCGAGUGAACGUAUCUUUGCCUACCUUUCCGACGUCAAUGGAGCGGUGCCGCACUUUGACGCCUCCAACACUGCCCUUUCCUAUACAACUGGACCUUCUGCUCCCCUCGACCAGAUGGUGUGUACCCUAAAGCAGACUUGCGGCCAGGUUGGCGCCAACUACCAACGGCACCAGCAUGAUCUCAUUAGGGUAUACUUUGCAUCCCACCUUUCUGCACCAGUCGGUUUUCGCAGGGACGCCUCGACUACUCAGAGCACCAGUGGGGGAAAUGAAGAAGAGAUAGAUCUCGACAUAGACGAGGACGACCAAAUAGCCUAUGAGGAUAGUCUCUUCGCCAUUGGGCAAUUCAGCAGUGCAUCCGAGGGCGAGGCGUUGGCCGAGGUUGUGAAGGUUUUGGCAGGCCUCUUAGAGGAGCGUGUUUGGCUCCUUCUUCGCCACCAGCCCGGGACACAGCCCUCCUUUGGCCUUCUUGAAGACCUGCAUUGGCUCCUCCUCUUCAUCGGGCACGUCCUCGUCACCGGCCCCUCCGAAAUUGGCUCCUCCAAGGGCACUCAACCCGCCUGGGAUUCCAACUUCUCCAUCCCAUUUGCCGUGUGGUCCAUAGGUCCACGAUCCUUCACGGUGGAGCAGUUUGAACAUUGUCGGAAUUAUAUUAUCAGUGCCACUGAAAACACACCUUGUAUUGGAACCGAUGGUGUACCACCGCUUUUACGGAUCUUCGGUACUCUCUUCCGUCUGUUGCGAAUGCAGGUUUCCAGUCGGGUAGGCUCCGCCCAAUUGACUGAGGACACUCUCUGGGUGUUUGUCCGUCUCACUCUGACCUAUUUCUCACGCAACCAUUUAGCCGGACCUGAAGGGCAUCUCGAUCCGGAGGAUACAGCGGCAUCAGAGGGUGGAGCGACCCUGUUCAGAACGCUGUUUUGCCCACCAACUAACAUCGGGGGUAAUGGUGGACCAACAGCUCGCUCCACCCAUCACCAACUCCUCCUCACCCACGUCUCCACAGCCCUCACCCUUUCAGCCUGCCUAGCUAUGGCAACGUGGUUGGGCGAGCCAAAAGUGGCCACUCUUGCCUCCGCCCUCCUCUCCGCCAUCGCUCGGCACUCCCUUUUUACCGGCCCUAUCAGCAAACAGGAGGAAUCAAAUGCAACGACAUCAUCGCCCGCGCAGACGUGGAUAGAGCUCUGCAGUCAGGUCUGCGCGGCGGAGACGUGGCUGUGUCUGGAGACAGAGACGCUGACCGAACUGGUGGACGCCUGCACGCGUGGCUGUUGGUGUCUGCGUGGCGCACAUAGGCCCAGUUUUACCUCUACUGACCUCUUCUAUCAGUUCUUGGAGGAGCUACGUACGCGUUUAACUCGGCUCAUUAUCGUGGACGAGGCGAGAGGUCAGAACAGCAAUGGAGAUGCGGGUGGGCAGGUGAUGGAUCCUUCGCUCCUAUCACACCUGAUUGCGGGUCUCUCGGUCCUUAGGGGACUGGUGCGAGCCCUCCGCUGGAUCGUUUCACACGGGGGCAACUCCAUCUGUGGUCUGGCUUCUUCCAAUCACUCCAGUGCCACUGCUACCGGCUCUAGUGACCCAGAUCUUCGCUACCACAUGUACCAUGAAAUGAUUGUUGCGAUGCUGACGCUAUUCGAGGAGGUGGCAGACAACUGUCUGCUCUACCUGGCCAACUGUCCGGCCACCCUGACGGUGGAGGAUGCCGCUAGUGCCUUUCGUCUCACCAAUGGACUUCAACUACGUUUCCCUCUGCCCUACACAGGUUCCACCCAAUUCUUCAUCCUCGCUGUUAUUCUCUGUGCCCAGUACGCUCAGACCAAUUCACAGAAGCUCACUACAAAGAGCAUCUCAAAGGAGGUGGACGAGGAACGAGUGAUCGAACUACGUCAUCUCUUCUCUCUCCUCCAAUUUUUCCUCAGCCACGAGUUCGAUUUACGCCUCUUCGGUGUGACGGGGACAGGGCUGAAUUCUAACUCACCCGGCGGCGGUGGUGAUGGAAUUGGGAUGAUGACCACAGUCGAUGUUACUCUCGUUUGUGUCGGCUUUCUUCUACCUCUCCUUACGCAAUCGGUGCUAGCGGUUCCAGAAAUGGCGGGCUCCUUUUACCACCUCCUUUCCUACGCUCUGGAACUGCGCCCCGAAGGUCUGCUCCAUCUUACCAAGGACAAGUCGGCAGAGGCGUUGACCGAACUUGGGCGCCUUCUUCGUCACGGCAUUUUCAACCUCGCCGAAACCACUACAAACAUGAGUGCGCUGGAGGCACUCACGUACCUGGCCGAAUUCUGCGCUACUCGGGGUUCCCUCCCCACUUCGGCCGCGGUCGCCGCCACGGCCAUGGUGACGCACUUGCCGUUGGGGAAGGAUCUCCUCCGCGAACUUCUCGGGCUCGUCACCCGGGAUAUUUUUCCGGCACAGUUGGAGGACUCCCUCGCGGGAUGCAUCUUUGCGUUGGCUACUCUUGACCUACGAAGCUUCGAGGAGGUAGCCGGUGAAUCCGUAGCACGAUAUUCAGGCGACGCGACUUCACAACAGCGUCUACAACACGCCUUUCUCGAGCUUUCCACUCCCCUGACUAACACCACGACGAUGUCGGAGAGGAAGAGGCGCACUGAUUUUCAGCAUCGCUUUCACCUCUCUUCCGACCACGACAACGAUUGUUUAUACAACCACCUCUUUACUAAACUACACGUGCGUGUUUGUCGUGCGGCAACGCCUUACACUCCAACUACCCCUUUCGGCAGUCUGCCCUGUCUGCGUGUCAACACUCUUCCUGAUGCCCCCGAGUUUGCGAUGAAAAUCACGCGUACUCGUCUUUUUCUAGGGCCAAACGCUUCUCUAGUCCUCUGCAUCUGCCUUCAUGAUGUUCCAUCUAAUGUUAACUUACACCUGGAGACUGUAUUUCCUCGAAUAUCUUCCACAACAACGUCUGAUGCGGCAAAACAGCGUCUGUUUGUCGUAAUUCCAACACCACGGUCAUUUGGAGAUAUAUAUUUUCAAAUAUCGACCUCUGAUUGGGUGAUACAUCUUCCAAUACCUGUUGAUCUCGAAAGUGUUCAAUCCAUGGACGAAGUGGAUGAAGAAGAACUUGAUCAAGAGGUUUUAUCGAUCACUCAUCCUUGGAAAUUCGGUUUGAAGUUGAGAGGAAAAGAGGCAGAGGUGGAGCAUCGUCUGUCACGGCUGUUUAGAUGUCGAAUAACCCUGGGGCAGUGGAUAGCUGUUACCCGAGGCUUGUUCGCGGGUUGUAGAGUUCAAUUGAGUCGGCGUGCUGCCAAAAGCUUGGUAUUCAAGGCCAUGGCCUGUCGCAGAGAGCUGCAUCACCUCCUGUUAGACUACCUCAACCGGGACGCUCUGCUGGGGAGUGAAAAGGAGGGUAAUGGAGAGGAAGCGGGAGGAGGGUCAGUGACACUGGAUGACCUUCGUGACGCCCUACUCACUGAAUUGGGUCUCUUCAAGUCAGCCCUCUGUGCAUCUCUUGUCCGUCGCGUUUUGAGCUCCUCUGUACCCCUUGUUACCGCCUCCACUGCCAUCUCACCCGCUGUGUCCGCCCUCAAGGUCGCUGACCUUGUUGCCGAUUGGCGCAACGCGGCUGCGGGCUCAGAGCCUAUCGACCAAUCUGUGGCCGCCGAUGUUUUGGGUGGCAGUUUGAAAGUCUUGGCCGCGGCAUGCAGUACGACUGAAUCAAUUAUCGCCGGUCUAGUUAAGUGA
Echinococcus granulosus is the source of this 5373-nucleotide messenger RNA. RefSeq names its product Exportin-4. The coding region runs from base 1 to 5373 and encodes 1790 amino acids. The transcript has 23 exons. The record is from RefSeq and is a predicted model, not a curated record. Lineage: Eukaryota; Metazoa; Platyhelminthes; Cestoda; Cyclophyllidea; Taeniidae. Gene Ontology annotation, cellular component: cytoplasm; nuclear pore. Gene Ontology annotation, molecular function: nuclear export signal receptor activity. Gene Ontology annotation, biological process: protein export from nucleus.